This is a messenger RNA of Salvia miltiorrhiza (redroot sage), 1986 nucleotides long. RefSeq names its product protein IQ-DOMAIN 3-like. The transcript has 6 exons. NCBI's taxonomy places the organism in Eukaryota, Viridiplantae, Streptophyta, Magnoliopsida, Lamiales, Lamiaceae. Gene Ontology annotation, molecular function: protein binding. The coding region runs from base 249 to 1637 and encodes 462 amino acids. The record is from RefSeq and is a predicted model, not a curated record.
ACGUUUCUACACUUCCUUAAUUAUCAGAUUAAGAUUUCAUUCUCUCUCUCUACUCUCUCUCAUAAACACACACAUCUCCGCUUACACAUGACAGUACUCGAGCCACCUUGGUGAGAUUCACCGCUUAUUUGUAGUUAAACCAGUAGCAGAAGACGAAGACGACGAAGAAGAAGACGAAUUACAUGUUUGCAUAAUCACGAAUCGCCUUUGAAAUUCACAAGAGCAGAUCUUUCACUGACGGUAAAAAAAUGGGAAAGAAAAUGGGAUGGCUUCACGCAGUGAAGAAAGCAAUGAGCUGCGGAUCAGGGCAGAGUAGUAGAAAGAAGAAUCGAAAAUCGGGGGACUGGGGGAAGGAGGUGCUAUAUUUGGAUUCGUACAAUGCAGAAAACGCAGCAGUGGUCCCUGCUUCUCAAUCUCCGGUGGGGGAGGCGAAGCUGAUGGAAGCCGAGAAUGAACAGAGCAGGCAUGCUUAUUCUGUUGCUCUUGCGACUGCUGCAGCUGCUGAGGCCGCAGUUGCUGCUGCUCAUGCUGCUGCAGAGGUUGUCCGCCUCACAGCUGCAGCCCGUGGCUCGGGUAAAACCAAGGAAGAGAUAGCUGCCAUCAAGAUUCAAGCAGCUUUUCGCGGCCAUUUGGCAAGGAGAGCAUUGAAGGCAUUGAGAGGUCACGCGAGGCUAAGAUCAUUGAUAGAAGGGCAAUCAGUGAAACGCCAAGCAACGAGCACCUUAAAAUAUAUGCAACUGCUGGGACGUAUGCAAUCUGAGGUUCGAGCAAGGAGAACCAGAAAGUCCGAGGAGAACUUGUCUAUUCAGCAUCAGAUCCAGCAAAAACACGAAAGGGAGCAGCUCGAGAAGUUGAGAGCAUCGAUUGGAGAGGAUUGGGAUGAUAGCAUGCAGUCGAAAGAGCAGAUUGAAGCCAAUCUGCAACACCGGCAAGAAGCUGCUAUAAGAAGGGAGCGUGCUCUGGCUUAUGCAUAUACGCAUCAGCAAACAUGGAGGGCCUCUUCAAACAGUGCAAACCAAACAUUCAUGGAUCCAAGCAACCCUCAUUGGGGUUGGAGUUGGUUAGAGCGAUGGAUGGCUACUCGUCCACACGAAAAUGGGAAUGCAACGAGUAAAGAACAGAACAGUGACCACAACUCUGUGAAAAGCAACGCGAGCCGUUCAGUAUCGAUCCUUGGAGACCCGAAGAUGCAGUCUCCGACGGCCCAGAAACAAAGCCGGCCUCCCAGCCGGCAGUCACCCUCAACUCCCAAAUCGAAGAUCACACCAUCUAAGUUCAGGCCAGCGAGCCCGAGGGGAACUAACGGCACAGAUGAUGACUCUAAGAGCAUUAGAAGUGCUCAAUCUGAUAGAUGUCGGAGGCACAGCAUCGCUGGCUCGUCCGUGAGGGAUGAUGAGAGCAUAACGAGCUCACAAGCCGCGACUCGUGGCUACAUGGCUUCAACGGAGUCGACAAGAGCUAAGUCGCGGAUGGCCAGCCCGCUCGGAGGAGAGAGAGGCGGGACGCCUGAGAAGGCAGCCGGUGGCUCUGCAAAGAAACGGCUGUCCUUCUCGGGCUCCCCUGCUGGCCCUAGGAGGCAUUCGGGCCCACCGAGGGUCGAUAUUAGCCCUAUGAAGGACAUCACUACGAACUCAUAGGGGUAUAGCCACGAAUUGGCUAUGGUAAGAUGGCUUUUUAACCUUUUUCUUUUUCUUUUUUCUUUUUUUUUUUAAAAAGAAAAAAGCAGAAUGAGAAGUGUGUUGGGUGGUUAUGAAACAGAUGUUUCCAUUGGAUAAAAAUGUUGGAGUGGUUUGAUGUCAAUAGUUGAAAGAAACGUGGUUUGGUUGUUUUUUAUGUAACCAAAGUCGCUGUUUUGUACUGUAUGAUUAUGAAUCAUCAUUAUGUCGUGCUGUAUUUCUUUUAUAAACAAACUAGAUUAGAUUUUGCCUGAUGUAAACAGCAUUAUAUUUUAAGUUGGGAAUAUGGAAAAAAAUAUAUUUUUAUUUA